Messenger RNA from Cooperia oncophora, 375 nucleotides. The record is from the annotation of a GenBank genome assembly. Lineage: Eukaryota; Metazoa; Nematoda; Chromadorea; Rhabditida; Trichostrongylidae.
AUGGUGCGCGUUGCAUUUAUAACUUUUUUCCUUACCGUCAAAGUGAAACGCCUUCUACGACGUCAUUAUGAGCAGGUGGUUGCACCUCACGUCGCUAGUGGUUCGAUCGAUGAGAAGCGUCUCUGGUCAACCAUCUCAAUUGCAACCAUGGACGAAGUCUAUACUUGUCGGGUGGCUGGAUUCCGAAACCGCGACGAAUACUACACUGCCUGCGAAUCGUUGCCACAUCUCCACAAAAUUCGAGUGCCAACGAUUUUCCUAUUCGCCAAAGACGACCCCAUACUCCCGAAAUGCCUGUGGGAACCAGUGAAGCCAGAUCAGAGAACAGAACGAACAAAAGAGGAAGUUAGGAAGCACUUAGAGGACAUGAUAUAG